Messenger RNA from Austrofundulus limnaeus, 3734 nucleotides. It is a transcript of the gene cp, whose product is annotated as ceruloplasmin. Gene Ontology annotation, biological process: iron ion transport. Lineage: Eukaryota; Metazoa; Chordata; Actinopteri; Cyprinodontiformes; Rivulidae. The coding region runs from base 40 to 3363 and encodes 1107 amino acids. Gene Ontology annotation, molecular function: oxidoreductase activity; copper ion binding. The transcript is spliced from 26 exons. The record is from RefSeq and is a predicted model, not a curated record. Gene Ontology annotation, cellular component: plasma membrane.
CGUGACCCUGAAAGGAAGACUUUGCUGAACUGAUUACUGAUGGUCAGUGACCUCCACCUUUGGCCAAUCCCAGCAGUCUGCCUGUUGCGGCAGUAUAAAGACCCAAUUAUAAGAAGAAUUACAUUGUCAAAAAUGUGCAGGCUGGAGUUAGGAGUUGUGCUGCUCUUGAGUUGUGCAGUCAUAUCUGUUGCUGGGAUGAGACGAGAGUAUUUCCUCAAGAUAGAGGAGAUAUCUUGGAACUAUGCACCGACUGGAAAGAACGUCAUUCACAAUCGUUCACUGCAGGAGGAUGAAGAAGCUUCAGUCUUUUUAAAAAAAGGCCCCCAGCGGAUUGGCCCCAUCUACAAGAAGGCGGUGUAUAAACAGUUCAGCGACGCCACCUACAGGACAGAGGUGACAAAACCAGAUUGGCUGGGCUACCUGGGACCCUUGGUGAUGGCAGAGGAGGGAGACACUGUGAUCAUCCACCUGAAGAACACAGCAACCAGGCCUUACAGCAUCCACGCGCAUGGACUCAAUUACACCAAAGGCAAUGAAGGAGCUAUGUACCCAGAUGGCACAGAUCACACGCUAAGGCACGACGACGCCGUGGCUCCCGGUACAACUGUGAUAUAUGAGUGGACCCUCCCAGCAUCCCACAGCCCCACAUCGCAGGACAGUAACUGCCUGACCAGGUUCUACCACUCCCAUGUUCAUACCCCGGAAGAUAUCAGCUCAGGACUGCUUGGACCGCUUAUCAUUUGUAAGAGAGGAACUCUGGACAUACACGGCGACAGGUCAGCAGACUACACGUACGCUCUGCUGUUCAUGGUGUCAGAUGAGAACCACAGCUGGUACCUGGACGAGAACAUACGGACACACAUCACAAAUCCCGCCCCCGCCAGAAACCUGAAGGAAGACGAAGAUUUCAUUGAGAGCAAUAAGAUGCAUUCAAUCAAUGGUUUUCUUUAUGGUAACCUACCUGGACUGAGCAUGUGUCAAGGCAACAAAAUCCACUGGCAUAUGAUAGGCUUAGGCAACGAGGUGGACAUGCAUUCAGUUCAUUUCCAUGGCCAGAUCCUGACCAAUCUGAACCACCACACGGACAUAAUCAGCCUGUUCCCGGCCUCCAGCACCACAGCUGAAAUGGUGGCUGACAACCCUGGACACUGGCUGCUGACGUGCACCGUCAACGAUCAUCUGAUGGCUGGAAUGCAGGCUUUGUUUGAGAUCAAGAAGUGUUUCCCCAAUGUUCACAAGCCUCGUCCUCAUGGUGAGCUCAGACAGUUCUUUAUUGCUGCUGAGGAGGAGGUGUGGGACUAUGCUCCCACAGUGCCCAGUGACAGCGAGGCAGAAACGUUUAUAACCAGAGGUACAAAGCGCAUUGGAAGUCGCUAUAAGAAGGCUCGAUACGUCGAAUACACCGACAACACCUUCACAACAAAAAUGCUGCGCAGCGCAGAGGAGCAGCACCUUGGAAUCCUGGGUCCUGUACUUCGAGCUGAAGAGAAAGAUACAAUCAGCGUGGUGUUUAAGAACAAAGCCAGCCGUCCCUACACGAUACAGCCACACGGAGUACAGUACAGCAUAGAACAGGAUGGAACCCUUUACUACAAUGAACUGGAAGAAACACACACAGCAAAGAAACUACGAGAGCUGAAGAAACAGACAAGAGUGGUGACUCCUCCCCCAGCUGCUCUGGUCAGACCUGGGACGGUGCACACAUAUGAGUGGUCGGUACCUGUGGGUGCUGGUCCAGUAGAAGGGGAACCUGACUGUCUGAGCUAUUUGUACUACUCUGCAGUCGAUGCUAUCAAAGACACGAGCUCCGGGCUGGUCGGGCCUCUCCUCAUCUGUCGGCCUGGAUCUCUGAAAAAAGGAGUGCAGAAAAACUAUAACAAAGAGUUUCACCUCCUGGCCACAGUGUUUGACGAGAACCUCAGCUGGUAUCUGGAUGACAACAUCAGAACUUUCACAACUGCUCCCAACACUGUCAACAAGGAGGAUGAAGACUUCAUAGAGAGCAACAAAAUGCACGCCAUCAACGGGUUUGUGUUCAGGAACCUUCCGGGUCUGACCAUGUGUAAGGGGGACAAAGUCACGUGGCACCUCUCAGGGUUGGGCUCAGAAGCAGACGUUGUCGGCCUCUACUUCCAAGGAAACCGGUUCCUCUAUCGCCAGAACAGACGAGACACCAUCAACGUUUUCCCUCACAUCUCAUACACUGUCUCUAUGGAGCCGGACAGCAUGGGUCAGUUCGAAGUGGUUUCGGCCACGGUGGAUCAUUACCGAGGAGGCAUGCGAGCCAACUACACGGUAGAAAAGUGUGGCUUGUUCCAGCGUCAAAGUGAGGUGAUGCUCCAUUCUAAAACCUACUACAUCGCCGCCGUGGAGGUCGACUGGGACUUCUCUCCGAACCGCACCUGGGAGGCAGAGAUGUUUAAGAACAAGGGAGAGAAUCCUGCCCUCAUCUUUUUGGACAAGCGAGAUGGUUUUAUCGGCUCUCAGUACAAGAAGGUUGUCUACAAACAGUUUACCAAUGACAAGUUCACCAAGGAGGUGGAAAGAACACCUGACAUGGAACAUCUCGGCAUUAUGGGUCCAAUGAUUCAUGCUCAGGUGGGGGACAAAGUCAAAGUGGUUUUUAAGAACACUGCAUCCAGACCUUAUUCCAUUCAUGCCCAUGGAGUGAAGACAGACACUCCUGAUGUCUACCAAACCAAACCAGGUGAAACUCACACAUACACCUGGUACGUCAACAAGAACACGGGACCGACCCCGGAGCAGGAGGAGUGCUCCGUUUCAGCUUACUACUCCACCGUCGACGUCAUAAAGGAUCUGUACAGCGGUCUGAUUGGUCCGUUGGUGAUUUGUCGUCGUAGCUGGGCCAGGAGCUUUGGAUUAAAGAAGGAAGUGGAAGAAUUUGCACUGCUUAUGUUGAUUUUUGAUGAGAAUGAAAGCUGGUAUCUGGAUGAAAACAUCAGGAGACACGUCAGGAAUCCUCGACCACACCUAAAGGAAGACGAAAACUUUAUUGAAAGCAACAAAAUGCACGCCAUCAAUGGUUACGUAUACGCCAAUCUGAUGGGUCUGAACAUGGAGGUGGGCGAUAAGGUGUACUGGUACCUGAUGGGAAUGGGCAAUGAAGUGGACAUACACACCGUGCACUGGCAUGGCCACAGUGUGGAAUAUAAGCUGGGUGGAGGUCCUCAUCGUGUUGACUCAUAUGAGCUGCUCCCAGCCACCUUCCAGACGGUGAAAAUGCGUCCUGAGUAUCCCGGGACCUGGCUGGUCCACUGUCACAUCUCUGACCACAUUUCAUCUGGAAUGGAGGCGAUGUACACCAUCACUGAAAAAGCAAAGAAGAGCGGAUUCUUUGGAUGAACGGACAAAGAAAAGAAAUUCAGAAAAUAAAAAAACAAGUCAAACAGAUUUAUCAACACAAUUUACUGAAUGUAAUAAAAAAAACUUGUGUCUGAAACUGGAACAGAAAGAUAAGAACCAUAUUUUAAAUGAAAAAAAUUACAUUUUUAACAAUCUGCUUUCAAAUCAUUAACUGCUAACAUGCUGUUCAAAAUAAACAAUAAAAACCUUAUUAUUUGGUGUAAUUUUUAAUUAAUUUUUGUAAGAUAUAAAAGCAACGGGCAGUGAAGGCAAUAGAAGAAAAAUCACGCUUGUAAAAAUUAAUAAAAUGAUAAUUUAAAUGAUUUUCAGGGUACAGAAUGCUGAAGGAUUAAAUUAAAGUUUCAAAAGUG